This is a messenger RNA of Moneuplotes crassus, 586 nucleotides long. The record is from the annotation of a GenBank genome assembly. NCBI's taxonomy places the organism in Eukaryota, Ciliophora, Spirotrichea, Euplotida, Euplotidae.
UUUUACAAAUGGAUUCGCUUACAGGAAGUUUAAAACACAGCAUAGAUUUGGGAAAGAAACUGCUGAAAGUUAACAGGAAAUACAAACUUAGCCUAAACUCCCCAACCAGGGAGUUUCCCAUGCUGAAGAAGUGCAACAAUAUUCGUAAGAUAUCAUUGAACCAAAGCAAUGAAGGCACUAUUGAUAGUACUCACAGUAAAUUGGAAAAGAGAAAGCUGAACUUAAAUAAAAUUCAAAGAUUGUUCUCACCAGCCCGGGAAAGGAUGGAACAAAAUAAUCAACCUCCUCAAAGGAAACCUCUGAUGUUCAGAAGACUUAAUAGACAAAACAUGCGUAAUGGCGUACUGUCUGAAGAGCCGAAGAUUAGAAACUUGGCCUUACAGAGACUGCAGUUAGCAGGCAUGGAUGAAAAAGUGGAAAUGAUUAAGUCUCCCGCACACAAGAAGAUGAAAGAAGAUGUCUUCAGCUUCAAGAGUGCAAACCGUACCUUGAGAGCCUUCUCUCCUACCCCUCAGACCUGAACUCCUAACAUUAGAGUAGGAAGAACGGCCAAAGUACUCCUAAAGAGGGUUCUUUAGUAAUUAAC